UGCUAAAUGAAAACAGUCAAGAUAAAAGGGGUUGCUGCUUGUUUUGGAGCAAAGAAUGAAAGGCUGAAAAUGCUUGCAGGGCCAGGGAGGGAAAGAUAAAGAACAUCUAUAAGAAUGAGCAAGCAACCACCGGUGAGCUCUUUUGGGAAAAAAAUGAUAAUACGAAGCCACCACCAUUGUUACAGCUCAGAGUUUACAGAGAGAGCAGCAAAACCACACCAAGUUGGAGGAAUAGCAGCCACAUCUAGCAACAGGCUCGUCCUGAAUAACAACAAUACUUACCUUGUUGGAAGAGUGAAUUGGUCUGCCACAACGACAGCAGCGAUCAAAGGUAGCAGCAGCCGGCGCCGGCUUAUAAGCAGCAUUACGACGACGAGCGUGGUCGCGGCGGCCUCUGCAGUUGUUCUACUAGCUUCGCCGCCACCUGCCGUUGCAGCCGAGCGGCGGAAGAGGGAAGACGGUGGGGAAGAGGAGGAGGAGGAGACGCUGGGGAACGUGCCGCAGACGCUGGCAGGGGAAUGUGAAGUGGAAGAGGGAAAGGACUGCAAGAAGGCGACGAGGAUACAGAGACCCAAAUCCAGGAAAGCUGAGACUUGCACCGUCAAAUGCGUCAACACCUGCAUCCGCGGCGGCGAUGGAGAAGGUCCUCUCAAUAUCAGGAGACCUCUGGUGGUGUUCAAGCAAGGUUUUCGCAGCCGCCAUUACUGCCUGGUGGAGUGCUCUGAGAUCUGCAAUCUGAUUGGAGAUGGAGAUGAUGGACCCUGACCCACUAUCCCUUUUUCUAUCCAGUUUCAAAUGUAUCAGAGGGAUGGAUUGGAAUUGGGAUGAGAAGAAGCAUCCUGCCUUCCUACUAUUAUUCUGUUACUAUUCAAUUAUGCAGUGCCUGAUUGGCUAUAUCGAAGAACGCCUGCUCUAAAUUCACAAUUUAAAGAACCGCCUGAACCUCUUGAUCACCUGGUGGUACAGUAUCCUUCAAACCCUGGGCGAUGGCGAAGACUGGCUGCUAUUAUCGUAAGUGGCCAUACCCUUUUCAUCAUCCUGCCGGCCACUUUCUCUGGGAAGCUGUAGUAGUGUUUUUUCUAACUGUACCAUCCAGCCAAACUGAAUAUCGGAGAUCAAACUAAUAACGGUUCAUCAGAGUU
Linum trigynum is the source of this 1142-nucleotide messenger RNA. Lineage: Eukaryota; Viridiplantae; Streptophyta; Magnoliopsida; Malpighiales; Linaceae. The record is from the annotation of a GenBank genome assembly.